UAUUAUAUCCCUGCGCUCUCCGCCUAUAAAUAGUGCCCCCAACAAGCUGCAAACGAUCACAGGUUGCAGUGCCACAGUUCCAGGCAGGAGAUCUGAGACAUAAGCUCUAGCUACCUGCAGUCUGAGGAUCUACGCUAGCUAUCAAGCUAUCUGUUGUGCUGCGUAGGAGUACGACGUGGUAGCUAGCCAUGGUGAAGAAAGUGGCCGUGCUGGCGACGUUGCUGGCCCUCAACCUCCUUUUGUUUGGCUUCGCGGACGCAUGCGGAUAUGAUGGGGGCGGGAGCGGAGGCACCGGUGGGAGCGGCACUAGCGGAGGUGGUAGUGGCAGUGGCGGCACCAGUGGAGGCGGCAGCGGAGGAGGUGGAAGCGGUGGAGGCGGCAGUGGAGGGGGUGGGAACGGAGGCGCCGGAGGGAGCAGUGGGGGCGGCAGCAUCGGAGGUGGUAGUGGCGGACGUGGCAGCGGUGGAGGUGGAAGUGGAGCAGGUGGCAGCGGUGGAGGUGGCAGUGGAGCAGGUGGGAAUGGAGGAGGAGCGGGUGGGAGCGGUGGAGGCGGCAGCGGAAGUGGUGGUAGCGGCAGCGGAGGCGGUGGUAGCGGAAGCGGAGGCGGCGGGGCACUCGAGCGUUGCCCCAUGGACACACUGAAGUUAGGUGUGUGCGCCAACGUGCUGAAUGGGCUGAUCAACGUGACCCUGGGGACACCGCCCAAGACGCCAUGCUGCACAUUGAUCCAGGGGCUGGCAGACCUAGAGGCGGCGGUGUGCCUCUGCACCGCGCUCAAGGCCAACAUCCUGGGGAUUAACCUCAAUCUGCCCAUCAACCUCAGCCUCCUCGUCAACUACUGCGGCAAGGACGUCCCCUCGGGCUUCCAGUGCUCCUGAAGAGCCAUGAUCCAUCCAAUCAAGUCUUCAUGAAAAUUCAUAUUUAUCAUGUAUUUUUCAUCUAUUACUCGUGUUUUCAUGUAUUUUUUGUAAAAACACUAUCAGUCAUAGUGCUGCUAUAGCAGCGCUAUAGCUACACACCUGCUGAAAAAAGUUGCCGCUAUUUAUAAUAGCCCGCUUUUUUAAA
Sorghum bicolor (sorghum) is the source of this 1065-nucleotide messenger RNA. Its product is annotated as acanthoscurrin-2-like. The transcript has 2 exons. The coding region runs from base 189 to 878 and encodes 229 amino acids. The record is from RefSeq and is a predicted model, not a curated record. Lineage: Eukaryota; Viridiplantae; Streptophyta; Magnoliopsida; Poales; Poaceae.